This is a messenger RNA of Lymnaea stagnalis (great pond snail), 12945 nucleotides long. The record is from the annotation of a GenBank genome assembly. Lineage: Eukaryota; Metazoa; Mollusca; Gastropoda; Lymnaeidae.
AGAUUCUCGGAAUUGGAAAAUGGCUGAAGGUGGUCAACCAGAAUUAUCAGAACAAGUAAAAAUCAUUAAAAGGUGUGUCAACAAAAAGCUUAAAAAGGGAGAUAUUUGGUAAGUGAAGAUUUUGUAAUUGUAUUUUAUGGAUUUUUAUAAUAACCUUAAUUUGUAUUAUGAUUAUGUUACAUUUGAUGCUCGCAACUUGCAUCGUCAGUGGGAGGGUGUACAGUAAGCGGAGUGAAUGACAACAAACAGAACAAUAAAUAAUAAAUUGUAAACAAAACACGAACCAAACAAAUCACUAUAACUAAAUAACUUCCACAUCGUUUUUAAUUGUUAUUACUUCUUAAUUGCAUUUCUUAUCUCUAAUAGGUAUCUAAUAAAUACAAACUGGUUCACACAGUGGAAGGCGUUUGUUGGAUAUGACAAUCUUUUAGAUUUAAAAUCAAGUUAUAUAGAAAUUGAAAGUAUUGAAAGUGAAACAAGUAAAUCCAUUGUAAGUGAAAGGACCUGUCUGUCUCAAGUACCAGUAUCAGGCUUUGAGAAGUCUAUGGAAAUUUACCCUGGGCCUAUUGACAACUCAUCUUUGUAUAAAAGUAUUUAUUAUAUAUAUUAUAAUAUAUUAUUUAUUUUCUAAAAUUAAAAUGCUUAUACUUACAUAAUAUAAAUAUAAGUAUAAGCAUUGAUUGAUUGAUCAUAGCUUUUCUUAAUUUAAGUGCAUUUUAAAAAUUAUUUUCAAUUUUUUUUCCAUAUUUUCCAUGCCUGUCUGCACAUUACUUGUAACAUUAUUGAUAGAGGGUGUGGGUUAGUUAAUAAAUCCAUUAAAUUAAAUUGGUUAUCCAAAUCAAAAUAUAUGGAAAAUAUGACCAAUAAAUAAUUUAAAAAGCAAAUUGUUUUUAACAUACAUUGAUAUUUAUUAGUACUUAAUUUAAUAAUAUUAAUCUUGAUUAUAACAGUGUGAGAAUCUCUGAAAAAGUCUUUGCGUUUGUUUUUCUCUUAUAUAAAUACAAAUAAUUGUUUGCUUUUUUAAUUAAUAAGUUGCAACACCUCACCAAAUUUGAGAUUUGUAUCUUUAACACUAAACAAUUUAUAAUUAUUUUUCACUCCAAAAAUGCGAAUUUUAUUGAAUAUAUAAUAUAGGAAAAAAUAAAACCAUUAUUUAAAUAAUAAAAUGCAAUUCUAAAGCAUAUUUUAUAUUUUUAUUUAUUAGUUUAUAAUAUUUUCAAUAAAUUCUGUAUAUUAUAUUGAGAAAUAUGAGUGUAAGGGAUUAGGUGAAAUGUGAAUUUUAUUGAAUAUAUAAUAUAGGAAAAAAUAAAACCAUUAUUUAAAUAAUAAAAUGCAAUUCUAAAGCAUAUUUUAUAUUUUUAUUUAUUAGUUAAUAAUAUUUUCAAUAAAUCCUGUAUAUUAUAUUGAGAAAUAUGAGUGUAAGGGAUUAGGUGAAAAAUAAGUCAGUGGUAAAAAAAAAUGUGUAUUGAGGUCUGCACGAAAAAAUUCAUAACUUUUGAACAACUUGAGCUAGAAAGUUGAUCUUGUUGUUUUUGUAAACCAUUUAUUCAAUUGGUCCUAUGUAACUGUAUCACAUUUAUAUUUUUAGAAGUAUCUUGAAAAUUUCACCAAAGUAACUAUCUAUAGUCAUAAUCAUAGAGACAUGGUAGUUUAAGAGGAACUUUCUAAAGCUCAAUCAAAAAUAGAACAAACUAGUAAAUGUUUCACUUCCCGGGGCUCCGGUUGACAUGUCUGUGGUGGCUUGCUGAUUAGGAGGCGACGGCCACUGGAUCCCCUCGUCGUUACCCGGGCAACAAAACCACUAUUGCGUGUCCAGCGUGGGCAGACAAGGGACAUGCAUGGUACCUGCCGCAAUUAAAACAGCACCUGAAGGGCUGCCAACUGCGACAUUUUACACUUGGAAGUAAAGGCAGAAACAGGGUAGGGACCAUGAUUACAAGUUGCCGCUAAUGGAUUUGAGGCGAGGGACUAAAGUGGAAGUCUCUGGCCUAUGAUUCUAUUUUCCGCAGCCCUGAGAAUGCUGCUCAUAGGCAACCAUUUUGUCCUAGCUACUUCGCAAACUAGUUGCGUGGUGGAAACCCACUGUAGAAACCCUCUUAAAGGGCGUCCGACGCUUCCCCAGGAUGGGUGGGGGAAGAUAGAAGAUAUUAGGUUUUAAAUUUACCAUCCUGACUCCAAGGAAAGUCGAUUGUGUGCACUGUGUGUACGCACAGUGUCGGACCGACCGGGUGUUCUUGGGUUGGAGCGGCCUCCAGCCGAACGCGAUCGAGCAGACUUGAGUGGGGGCUGUCCUGGCAAAUGGACAUCUUCAAUGUGCCGCUUCGCGGCCUGAUAACGGCUUAGGGGGGUUGCUUUGUGGAGGGCAUAAAGAGUUUUAGCUCUACGGCCCACUGAUGCCAUUUCCUAAUGUGAUAUUUCAAUAAAUGUCUCAUACUAUUUAAGCUUUGACCUUCUCAAAAAAGAAUUUGAUGUUAACUCAUAAAAUAAGAGCAACAACUGCAGCACUUCUUUUUUAAUAUAAUUUUUUAAAUAUAUAAUCUGCUCCAAACUACUAAAUUAUUAAAUUAUUUUGUUUUAGCACUGUUCCAGGGUUGUGAAAGUAGGGGUGGCAUGGGAAAGAGAAUAGGGUAGGGAGAAUCUGGAAGUAAAAGGGAGUGAAGGAGUUUAGAUAAGGAUAUUAGGAGAGAGAGGAUAAUAGGAGCGGUUGGAGCUAAGAGAUCUAAGGGAGAAAAUAAUUUAGGGUUAAUCAGAAUGUUUUGGAGAAGGAUAGUCAGAAAUCUUUUUAAAAGAUUUGUAAUAAUCCUCUUUGAAAUUUGACUAAGUAAUUGCACUUCUUUCUCUCAAUUUUGGCAUUUAAAAUGAAUAGUAUUAACACUAUUUCAAACUAUUUGCAAUUCUUUCUCUCAUUUUUUGGCAUUUAAAAUGACUUGUAUUAACACAAGUUAAACUAAUACCAUUGAAAUUUGAUGAGCACACAAAAUUUAAUGCUAACAAUAGGAAGCCAAGCAAUUUGGUAAAAUACAACAUGUGGCAGCCUUUGAAUUUUUAAAUAGGAUUUGUAGUUUUUUAGCUACACAAGUAGUCUUUGGUAAGUGCUCAACACCAUAAUGUUUUUUUUUUAUUUUGCACCUAUUAACAUUUAUGUGUGCAAAGUCAAUCUAAACCAUAUCAUUAACGGUACUUUAAGGUCAAAUUGUUAAAGAAUACAUUUUUCAUACAUUUUCAUUCACACUUGACUUUAAAGUAGAUAAGACCUUUUCUUUUCUUUUUGUUAAUCAGCUGAAGAAAAAGUUUUAAGAGAAGGGCUGGUACAAAAUGUGGACUAUGAAGUUUUGCCUGUUGAGGCAUACACACUUCUGGCAUCUUGGUAUGGGACAAUGAAGUUGCAGGUGAGUUAGGAGCUAUGUUAAGUGAAGUGCUCAAAAACAUAAAGUAACCUUCAGCAAUUAAUCGACUGCCAUUAGGUCUAUAUAGCAAUUGUUUGAGUUGCGAGGUAGUAAGAGUUAUUGAUUAUAAUUAUAACCAGGUGAAGAAAUAUUAGUUACUUCCUUACUGGUUCACAAACUUUUGAACUUUUGCACCUGGAUGGGAGAAAUUAGACUCAUUGGCAAAACUUUCUUGAAUUGAGUUGCAACAUGACCAUAUCUAUUGUUUUUGAAAUUAUCAGGCACAACAGAAUUUUAGAAAAGAAAUUAACCUUUAAUUUAAAAAAAAGCAUUUUUUGGUCAUUUUUCACCUCAUCUUAAGUGGUCCUGAGAAAAGCUACUGAUGUUCCUCUCUCCCAUACUGACUAUGCAACCUGGUACAUGUCUUUAUAUCACUCUAGUUAAGACCCUGGUGAAGUAGCCUAAUACACACACUUAUUUUAAAUUUAAUUAAUCAUAACCAAACUCCACCCCCAUCCUUAAAAAAUUGAAAUAAAUAUGAGUACAUACAAAACUUGAUUAUGUUAAUGCAUUGAAUGUUUUAAUAAUAUCUUAAGCCACAUAAUUAGGGAGAAUUUUAAAAUUAUAUUCCGUUGUUUUUUAAAAUUGUUUCUGUUACAUUUUGUUACUAAUUGAGUUUAUUAUUUACAAACUUGUAGCAGCCAAUUAUGAGAAAGGUGAUUGAAGGGGCUGAUCCGAAGAAAUUACAAGUAGAGAUCCAUCUCUUAGAACUGAAGUUAUGUCAUAAUUUUGAUACAUCAAAUAUUGUUACCAUGGCAUUCAGCAAAUCUGAUAGCAUUGGUAAGAUCAUAUAGAUAAUACAAAAUUGUUUUCAAAAUUAAUAAUAAGUAGGCCUAAAUACAUAACAAAAGUGACAAAAUAUUAUUUGUUAUAAUCCUUACUUUCUUGAGAAAUGGGGGAAAUCAAUUGUCCAAAGCUCCUCCCAGCUCUGGAGAAAAUAAGUUAAAGAGUAUGAAUUUAUUACUAGACUACUAUUUAGGUAAAACUACUUUAAUAAGAACAAUCUGAAACAGAAAAUGUUAAUGACCUGUACAAAAAAUCUGUAACGUUUUCAAGAAAGAUUGAGGAAAUGUAUGAUGUCAUUUUAUGUUUCUUUUUAUUUUCUGUAGUAAAUAACACAGCAUGGUGUAUAGGAGACCUAAUUAAAUAAGUGAUUUUGAAAAAUAAAAAGCUCUGCUGCUAUUAUUUUGUCAAAUUUAAUGUCAGUCACCUUCAAGUAUGUUAAAGUUUAUUUAGUAGCAGCACAUUUUGACUUUGACGAUACAUUGAUUCUUAAUGCAUUUGUCACAUUUUGUAAUUGAAGUUUCAAUUUAAUUUAAACAUUUUUAUACAAAUAUCUAAAAUCAAUUGCAAGCAGCAUCAAGAUGCAAUAAGCAGCCACAAGGUAUAUGUUGCAUUGGAGACUUUUCUAGUUUCAAUAUGUUUAUAAGAUGAUAAAAAAAAUUUUUUCAUUAAAUUUUUUGCCAAAUAAUGUUAAUUUUUUUGGCAAUCAAAUCAAUCAAAUGUUAUAUUUAGAUACUGUUGAACAUGUGAUGCGGCAUAGUUUUAAGAUACCAGACAUGAGGGAUGUUAGAAUGUGGAUAUGUUACUCUGGGAAAUCUCAAGAUCUUUUAAAUAGAAAGUUAUGUACAGUACAGGAUGCUGGCUUGCACUUAGCUCAGGUAAAUUCCAAUAUUUGAUUAUUAUACUAUGUCUGUGCUUUAGUUUACAUUUGUUCUGUUAGAAUAUUUUCAUUGUCUGUUUUUUUAUAAAAAUUGUUUGAAAUACGCAUAAAAACUAUUUAGUCAGUAUUAUUAAUGUAAUAAGAAAAAGAAUUAUCCCUUGAAAUUCCAUUAUUACAGAUGGUUGUGGCAGAAUCUAAAAUUUUUGGUUCACCAUGGCCAAAAAUAUCAGGGAAAGGUCAUAUGAAAAAAUCAAUAAAAAUGUAAGUGUGAGGAAAUUUUAAAUAAAAUCAUAAGAUAUUAUACAUUUUUGUUAUAAUGUUGUUUACGGCAUAUGCUGUUUGUGAAUUUUAAAUUAAACUCCAGUACAAAACAUUAUUCAUAUUAAUGAGGAAUUUGGGAGAGAUUUUUUUUUUUUAAAUGUCAAAAACAAAUUGUAUUGGUCUUUUUUAAAACUAAAAAAAGUUACUGGCUACCGACAAUUUAAGUUGUGUAAAUAAAACAAAGCAACUUUUUUAAAGACUAAAAAUAAUAACUUUACACUCAAUAGACAUAGUCAUGAAAUAAGAGUAUUAUGAAGAAUAUAUUUUAUACAAAGCUUAUAUUUUAAAUUUAUUUUUUAUCUUGGAAAAUACAUUUUGCUGGGGCAUUAUUUUUGUUUGUGUGAAUUAAUUGAGUCUAACACACUGGAUUUCAAAGUGGGCUGUAAAAAUUGGUCAGUGGUGGGGAGGGGCAGCUGAAAGGUUCUGUAGAUGUAUGGGGGCAUUGGGAUACCGAAGGUGAUUUUGGAUACAUAUAUGAGUGAUAGUUUAUUAGAACUAUCUAAGUUGUGAUUCAGCAUUAAAUGUGAGUUACCUUUAGGCAUCAGGGAAAGAAAAUAUAAUUAUGUCACAUUCGGAGAGAAAAGACCUUUGAUCUAACUUUGAAACAGAGGUACCAGCGGCCAUUAACAAAAAAAAUUAUAAACUAAGCAAAGUGCUGUGAACAGACAACAUUAGUUUUAGUAAAUGGAGUUUGCAAAAUAGCAGAAGAUUGUGAAGUAUGUUUUAUAAUGGUCUCAACAAAAUGUUUAUGGCUUGUUGAAUUAUUCUACUUUAAAAAGUAGCUAUAUGACUUGAUCAAGUUUAUUAAAGUAAAAAGCUUCAUUUGUUUAUUAAUUAAAUAUUCAAAUAUAUGACAGGGCAAAGAAAAGGAUGCCUGUGCAUAGCCAAAAAUGGGGAGUGGGUUUGUGGUGACAGGAAAAAUUAGAGAACCACUGUUCCCCGCACCAAAAUGAAUUCAUUUGUUUACCUGUUGGGGAGAGAUAUAAAAUUUGUUUUCCUGUUCUGGAAUUUUUAUUCAAUACAUUGUUUUAAUUACAUAAGGAACACUUUUUAAUUGUAUUUUGUAUUUUCUAAUCUCAUUAGUGAACAAGCCAAAGCCAGUGAAGAUUUAUCCCACCUCAGGUAAAUAUUUUGUUUAAUCUGUUAUUUAUUUGUGGUAUUUACUGUUAAAUAGAUUAAAUAGAUUUAUAUAAAGUAGUAUAAAAGCAUCAAAAUUAAUAUUUAACAUUAUAUCUGAUUUGGUCAUCUCUUUUUUUCUUUUCAAACAUUUUGGUGUCGAGUAUUGUAGAGUUAAACUCAUUGCAGUAUGUGGUGAAUAGAACGUCGUCUAAGAGUAGGUCCCCUUCAUAUGGCCACAAAAACAAUGUAAGAGUCUGGAACUAUGUUGCUGUCUCCUAACCUUAAAAGACUAAGGUGUACUGUCAGGUCAAAAAAAAAUCAAGAGGCGGUUUAAAAUGUUCAGUAUUUUUUAAUUAUGUAUACACUGUAAAACACAAUCCAGAACACUGACUAACUGCCUGGCAUUCACAACAGAAAAAAAGAAUUUCCUGUCCACAAUAAGAAGAAGCACUCAACUCAUCAAAAUUAUAACUCUCUCCUAUUUUAAAAAAAACAAAGUCUUCAGCUGCUCACCAGAUGUAAGCACUUUUUUUACCCCACAUGGUUUUUUUGCCAACACACCGCUGCGGUCAGACGUUUUAUGUCGCUGAGUAAAAUUUGAGUGAUAAAAGAGGAAAUAACUAAAGGAAAAAAAACCAACCAGACACAUAAUUACAUCACAUGAUCUGACUGUAACACAGUAUACAUAUGAAUUAAAUUUUGAUAGCAGCAAUAAAAAAAUUUGUCAAUUUUAAGUACAUUUAUUCAAAAAGAUAUUUUUUAAAUUUGAUUUUCAGUAUCAAAGAAGAAACUUCUCCACUUCUAAUUGAGAAAAAGAUUGUAGGGCAAAGUCUAGGAGCAAGCUUAAAGAAAGGCGAAAUUCGGUAUGAAAAACAAGAGUAUAAUGAAUGACAGAACCUUUUAUUUGCACAAAUGCAUAGAUUUAAAAAAAUACUUUUGUUAAUUUUUUUUAUUUCAGAUAUUUAAUAGAUGAGACUUGGUUUAAGUUGUGGAAAAGAUAUGUUGGGUUUAAUCUGUGGGACAGUGCACAAGGUCCUACUUUGUCUCCUGGGCCAAUUGACAACAGCUUAUUAAUUAUGAGUAAGAGAUUAAUUAAAAUUUUCUUGUAAAUUAACUUGAAUUUAAACUAUUGAUUGAUUAAAAUGUAUUAAUUGGUCAAUAAACAAAAAUAAUUAAGGCCAAAUAAAUAAACAAGAUCAACAUGUGCAAUAACUAUUAGUUAUUUAAUACAUUUUUUAUAUGUAAACAAUAAUUGCUAUACUUUUUGCAAAUUUAAUUAACAUGCCAGAAAAAGCAAGAAUUAAAGUCCAAUUUUCUGAAACUCUUCACAAUUAAUAAUUUAAAUAACUUUAGAUUUUCAUUGCAACUAGAUCAUUAUUCUUUGACUAUCACACAGCUGGCACCAAUACGUUACGCAAAAAUCUUAUCCAGGAUCAAGACUAUGUUUUACUUACAGAGAAUGCCUACAAGAAAUUGGCCUCUUGGUAUGGUGUUAAACCAGGGCAGGUAUGUGUUCUUUAAAGCUAAUUUAAUUUUUGUUUUAAAUAUGUUUGGAAAUGGCAGUGGUUGCUUACUCUAAUGGAUUUGAAAUAGAUUGAUAUUAUAUUUUACUUGGUUGCUCUUGAAUAGUUCUCUAGGAAUUCAAAAUCAUAUAAAUCUAGAAUUUUAAUUUGACUUGUAUAGUUUUACUAAGAUUAUCCAAAUAAUAGUUAACACUAAUCAAUUUUUAUUGAAUGGAGUACACCUAACCUCUACAUUAUUCCUGUUUAUUAACUUUUAUCUCACAUUUAAUUUGUUAUCAGUUAAAAUAAAAUAUUUCUGUUGGUAAAUGGCACAGUCAAUGGUUCAUUCUUCUGCUAAUUUUGUGCUGAAAAAUGUGUUUGUUUUAUAUUCAGACAUAUUUUAUCUUUGAAAUUAUCCUUUCCUUCUCCCUUGAGUCCGAAAAUUAGAAAAUUUAAUUUAUUUGUAGUUAAAAUAUAUUUUUUUUUCUUAGCAACCUAUUAUACGGAAAGUCAUUGAGCAUGGCAACUUUGUAAAACUUUGUGUGGUUGAAGUUUACCCAUUAGAUCUAAAACUGUCUGACGGAAAGUUUAUUACAACUUUUUCAUUUAGCAGGGAAGAUAAAGUGGGUAUGUAAUAGUGUAAGUUUCUCUAUUUCAGGGUUUUAUCUAUUUGUUAUGAUUUAUGGCACAUAAUAAAAUGUAGCAAAAUCAAAAAUAAGUUGCAAAUAAAAUCUACACAAUUAAAUUUUAUUUCAAUUUCAUUAAAAAAUGUAUAUCUCAGCAAGUAAUUGUUUUAAAGCAAAAAAAAAAAUCAAUUAAUAUUUUGUAAUAUUAAAACGGAUUCCAAUUUUUAAUAUAUAGUUACAGUGCCAAGCAAUGUUACUGUUAUGAAAAUGUGGACUACUACCAUUUGUUUGAUUCCUUUACAGAGUAGCAUGGCUUGCUUCACAUUAUAAGAGCAGGAGUUUAAGUUGUUAAGGGGAAAAGUAAAGAUGUUUACGCUUAACAAGUUGUCAUUAUAUUACAAAGAAAAUUGCAAUUAUUAAAAAAGAACACCUGUUAUUUGUAAAUUUUAACUUAAUCUCAGCAAAUGCAAAACAAAAAUGUUUAAUUUUUUUAAAAAUUUGAUCAACAGCAUUGCUUGAACAAGAAAUGCGUAAAAUUUUUGUGAUUUCUGAUGAAAAAGAUGUGCGUCUAUGGAAGCGUCAGAGUAAUAAAUCUCAAUUACUGACUGCAAAAGACAUGACACUAGAAAAUGUUGGGCUUUUUAAUGAUCAGGUCAUUUGUGUUUUUCUUCAUUACAAAAGCAUUUCUCAUUUCAUGGUUUAAAAAAAUAUAAUUUGUUGCAUGAAUUACACAAAGUAUGCUGGGAAAAGGUAAUUUAAAGAAGAAACUUAACUACUAAUUUGUGUAGAUAAGUAAACCUGGUUCAGCCAUUAAUUGAUUUAAAAAAAUAUAUAAUGUGCUAAAAUAAAUUUCACAAAAUAAAAUGCUAAAAUACAGGCACAUGAACAGGUGAUAAAAAUGAUUUUUAUAUUUUAAAAAAUCUAAUUUAUAAUUGUGUUAAUGUUGAAAUAUAAUUAACCAUCUUUUAGGAGUUUGGCCAAUAAGUGGCUGCUCUAAAAUAAAUCAAAUAAGCCUAUAACUAUAAACUUUUGAGAUUUUCACAAAUUAAUGGAUUUUUCAUGAUAGAUAAAAGUUUAAAAACUAAUAAUUAAUAAAUAAAAUGAUACAGAUUAGCUCCUUCAAGCUUCCUUUGGUCUUACUUAUUGGAUAUUUUCUAAUAAAAUUAAAUAAAUGAACUUGUUAUUUAGAACAUGAACAUUGAAGACUAAAAUCUUUAUUCUAAAAAAACAACAACUUUGCAUUUGUUUAAUUGCAUAUACAAUUUUAGAAUUAUGCAAGAGAUACUCUCAUUGAGUGUCAUUCAGAAAAAUGUGCGUACUCUUGACACUCAUACCCUAAUCACAAAUUAAUUUUUAUUUAAAAAUUACAUUCCUAUUUCAUUCACAAAUUGCAUAAUUUCUUUAGAUUAUUUUCAUAGAAGUAAAGAAUGAAGAUGGGUCUUGGCCAAGACAAGUACAGACUGUGGCUUCCACUGUAAAUAUUUUAUAAUUACAAAACAUUUAUAAUUGAUUAUUCCAGCACAAUUAAAUUAGUAAAAAAUAUGACUGUUUGCUUUAUUUAUCUGUUUUUUUUAAAUUAAAAAACUAUUGACAUAUUAAUGUUCUCUGCCUUAUUUUUAUUCCAGAGAGAGCCACCAUCAAAGGCAAUACCUGCUCGAAUGCAAAGUCCAGUAAUUGAUUCACAGGUAAUAAAUUAAGUAUAAACAUUUAUUUGAUCUGAAUUUAUCAUCUUAAAGCAAACUCUGAUUUGAAAAACUUCAAGAUAUUUGUCCUAAAUUUUCUUGUUUCCUGUUCCAACAUAUCUACAACUACAACUAUUACAAAUGUCAUUUUCAUUACAUUAAAUCAUUACAUUAUAGAAAAUAUUUUUAAAGAAAUGGCCUUCUAUCUUAUCAGGUAACAAGACCGUCUUUAUUUACUGAGAUGAGCAGUCCAAUAGUAAAGUCAGUUCUUGACAUGGAUGUACCACUAGAAUUGGUGGAAAAGUCAAUAAAGAAAAGACUUUUAUUAAAUCAAGGCAAAUUUGAAAGUGUAGAAGCUCUCAUGGAUGACAUAUUUAACCCUUCCAGUGAGGAAACAAAAAGUGGUCAAUGCUCUGUAAAUUUGUUGAGAUCAACACAGCUUUCAGAUGAACAGCUAAAGGAGUAUGAAGCUCUUAAAAAAUUACGGCAAUGUAAAAUUUGCCUGGAUAAAGAAGCGUGUGUUACAUUUAAGCCAUGUGGCCAUCAUGUCACUUGUAAACCAUGUGCAGACUCACUUACAGUUUGUCCAAUUUGUCGCAAAAAAAUUGAAGAGAAAAUACGUACAUUUAUGCAGUAAUUUUAAUACAAGACCGAUUAGUGUAAGUGUAAAGCGAAUAAUUAUGAUUGCUAUUUUUUCUGAAAAUAAAUACAAAUUUAAGUUUAGUUUUCAAAAACAGCUUUGGUGUGUUUAAAUUUCACUUUCAAAACACUGUAAUUCCAUGUUCACAUUCCACUAUUUAAGUUUGUUUUAUAAUCUCUUAAAAUUAAGAGUAUAUUUGCUUAACCUUAGGAACUUGAUGGAUACGGGUUAAUGAAAAGCAUGGAAUUAUUGAAAUAAAUGGUUUCAAAUUAUCUUUGAUCAGAAGGAUAAAAUGGUGAAAACUCAAACCUUAUUAUAAUCCUUAAUAAGUAUCCUAAUUGUCUCACUCUCUUUAUAUAUAUUUAUAUUAUAAAUGUUUAUAAAUAUUUAAAUUGUAAGUAUUUAUGUAUAUAAAUAUAGCAGAGUUUUUUAAUAGUACCGUACAUGUAUUGCAAAAAGUACUUGAAAUUUUGCAUUUUUACAACUAUUGGCAGCUCCGUGUUGUUACUUAAAAGUAAGCAAUGUAUUUUCAGCUUUGCUGGCCAUGUAAGAGUUUCAACAUUUUAAGGACAUUUUUUUAUAAUUUGUGUCAAUUUGAAAAAUGUUAAAACAGUAUGACAAGAAUACAUGUUUUAUGUUCUAAGGCAUUAGAAAGUCUUCAAAUGAUUGUUAUUGUCAUUGAAAAAUAUUGUUACAAACUUGUUGAUCUAAAACAUGGCAGCUCUAAUAUUUCAAUAAGAAGAAUUAUGAAGGAGGAUAUUUUAAAAAACUUUAUUCUGAUUAUUAAUAUUGUUGUCAUCUAUUUUAAAUUCUGUAGUUAGAGAUUGAAUAAUUUAAAUAGGACCCAAGAGGUUUUAUUUAACUUUAUUUGGAUCAAUAAAGAAACUUAUCUAAUAAGGAUCAACUAUUAGCAAUUUGCCAGUUUGACUUUGGGAAAAGUCUGCUUAGGCUAGAAAAAUAGCAUCACUGUGGUAGAUGUGAUCAAGGGACCACACUGUUACUUCAGUAGUUAAUAAAAAUAAUAAUCACUUAAAUAUUUCACUAAAAUUUUUUUUAAAAUAAAUAAACAAGUUAGGAUUCAGGAUUAAUACUAUUUUUUUCCUAUCUUCAAAUUUUAGGGGGGGUCUUACUCUCAACCUACCCCCCCCCCCACACACACACUUUUCCUCCCCCCACCUUUCUGUAUAUUUUCUUUUGCAUUAUUAUUCUGCAGUGGUCAAAGCUAUUGAACAUUUAAAAUACAUUCCACAUCUAAUGUGAUUUGAUCUAAAUAUAUCCUUUGGCUUGGACAAUGUACAUUUUGGGUAUUAUCCAAAAUUGGCAAGCAAAUGCAUGUAUUAAUAUAAACUGGUCUUUGGUUAUAUUGUUGGUCUUUCUUGCUUUUAAUAAUAUUCUACAUAUCUUUUGGGGUUACUUUUUUAUGUACCUCUACAUGUGAUAAAUUGAAUAGAAAAUGAAUUGUAAAACUUUAUUUUUGGAGCUUUUUUAGCUUCUUUUAAGCUUUGCAUGUUAUCAUGAGAUUUGUUCAAAAUAAAAUCAGAGGUUUAAGCUGCUUAUGACUUUUACAAAUGUUAAUUUUUUUUAAAAAUAUAUAGUCUAGUUUAUAUUGAUGAUAUAAUAUGGUUUAAGAUCAUUUAAGAUUUUUUUCUGAAAUGUCAACAAUCAAGGAUUAAUUUACUAUGCGUAAUUUUGCAAUAGAUUGUAACUUUAAAACUGGAUUCUAAGCACAUGGAGCAAAUUAUAAAUUUUCACAAACUCUUUACUCAUGGUGAUCAUACAAAUCUUUUUGAAAAGAAAUGCAAUAAUACUUUAAAAAUGGAAUACAUUAUCAAAAUAGAAGAUGACAAAAUUGUUUUGCAAUAAUUAUUUUAAAACAUUUUAAUGAAUAAUCUUACCCAUGAUGUAAAUGUUAUUUUUUAAUUAAAAAAAACAGUUGGUAAAAUGGC